CUGUAGUAUAUCUCGUACCAUGGAUAUUUUGGGCUGGCUACUGAUAUACGUGGGCUCAUCUACUCUGGCUACAGGACUAAGCAGUAUGGUCAGAACUGGGUCUCACUGUGAAAGGGCUUGCAAUCCUCGGAUGGGUAACAUCGCCAUUGGCAGGAACUUAUGGACAGAAACAACAUGUGGGCAUAAUAACACUGAACUGUACUGCACAUAUAGCGAGAAUCCGGACCAGACCUGCAGACAACCAAAGUGUGACAAAUGCAAUGCCGCGCUCCCACGGCUUUCCCACCCACCUUCAGCCAUGGCAGACUCGACGUUCAAAAUACCCCGCACUUGGUGGCAGUCGGCCAGGGAUACUCAGCGGGAGAUCAUACAGCUGGAUCUGGAAACUAAGUUUUACUUCACUCAUUUGAUCAUGGUGUUCAAGUCUCCUAGGCCUGCUGCCAUGAUUCUGGAGAGGUCUCAAGAUUUUGGCCUUUCCUGGCGACCAUACAAAUUCUUCUCCACAAACUGUUCUGCCACCUUUGAGCUUGCAGAUGAUGUUACAGAAAGAGGAGCUCUUUGCACCUCCCGAUACUCCCAGCCUUUUCCAUGUAGUGGAGGAGAGGUUAUAUACCGAGCGAUGUCCGCUCCUUACGCCUUUGAAGAUCCUUACAGUGAAGAGGCACAAGACCAACUGAUGAUCACCAACUUACGAGUCCAACUUCUGAAGCAGCAGACAUGUCCAUGCCAGACCAAGGAUCCUGAAGUUAAACCUCAGUACUUGGCACACUAUGCCGUCUAUGAUUUUAUCGUUAAGGGCAGUUGCUUUUGCAACGGGCACGCAGAUCACUGUGUACCAACAGAGGGAUUUCGCCAAGUCAGAAUGAUUAGCAAACUGCAAGUGGUCCAUGGACGAUGCAUCUGCAAGCACAAUACUGCAGGCCCUAACUGUGAGCGCUGCGCUCCCCUUUACAAUGACCAGCCAUGGCAAGCUGCAGAUGGGAAAACUGGGGCUCCCAACGUGUGCCGAAAGUGUAAAUGCAAUGAUCAUGCUGACAGUUGUCACUUUAGUGUGGAUUUAUGGCUGGCAUCGGGAAACCGCAGUGGAGGAGUGUGUGAUAAUUGCCAACAUAACACAGAAGGAAUAAACUGCCAGAGAUGUAAACCAGGCUUCUUCCGGGAUAUGGAAAUUCCUUUCUCUUCACCAGAUGCCUGUAAAGAAUGUUCCUGUCACCCUGUUGGAUCUGCAGUGCUCCCCGAUAGCUCCUACACAUACUGUGACCCCAACAACGGAGACUGCCCGUGCAAACCAGGUGUAGCUGGACCUCAUUGUGAUCAAUGUAUGGUUGGAUACUGGGGAUUUGGAGAAUAUGGCUGUAGACCAUGUGACUGUGCUGGAAGCUGCGACCCUCUCACCGGAGACUGCAUUACCAACACUGAAAUCAACUGGUAUCGUGAGUUUCCUGAUUUUCACAACGAGAGUGGGAAUGAGAAACAUUGGGAAUGGGAAGAUGAACGGACAUUUUCUGCACUUCGACACUCAGGAAAGUGUGAAUGCAAGGAGCAGAUAUUAGGAAAUCCCAAAAUGUUUUGUGGCAUGAAAUAUUCUUAUGUGUUAAAAAUAAAGAUUUUGUCAGCUCAUGACAGAGGCUCUCAUGCUGAAGUUAAUGUAAAGAUCAAGAAGGUCUUAAAAAUGACGAAGCUGAAGAUUGUCCGUGGGAAGAGAAUCCUGUAUCCGGAGUCCUGGACCAAUAGAGGUUGCACGUGUCCCAUUCUUAAUCCUGGGUUGGAGUAUCUUGUGGCUGGUUACGAAGACACAAGGACUGGUCACCUCAUUGUCAACAUGAAAAGUUUUGUCCAGCCUUGGAGACCAGCUCUUGGCAGGAAGGUAGUGGAGAUUUUGAAGAAGGACUGCAAGUGAGCUGGAAGAAGAAGACACAUUACAUUUCAUAAUGCACUAAACACACAUGAAAAAUAAGGGAGAUCCCUGUAGUUGGAAGUUGCUACUUUGGACACAGGCAUGCACAAGAGACUUGCGAAGAAAACAUAUUGCAACAUUCUGCUGUUCGCUGGAUUACGUUCCAAAUAGUUGUAUCCUGCACAGCCAGGCGCAUACGAACUAGACAGUCGUCAUUGCAGAUGUUUAGAAGCAUAAACAUUUAUGAAAUUGUACUUGUUUAAAAAAAACAAAAAUGGCCGAUAUACCACAUGUGGACUUUAAUAUUGUUUAUAUGGGAGUCCUUACUACCUGUUAUAUUUAAAAGAAAAAAAAACAUUUUUGAAGGUACAGCAAUAAGUAUACUGAGGAAGUGUUCUAGCUGUCUUUCCUGAAAUGUAAAUCUUACAGUUGUAAGAAGCACUUUACUUAACAAUUUAUAUUGUGAAUAUUUCUUCCUUUUUAUGACAAAGCAAGACUUUUGAAAAGUUAAAAACCAUGAAAAAGCACUCCAUGGACACCUUAAAGCAAGUGUAUUAUACUGUUUUUUAUGUUUAUUUGUUGUUUUUAAAGCUGUAUUUAUAAAAGAGAUACAUACAUAGCUAUAAAGUGUAAAGCAUAA
Molecule: messenger RNA, 2537 nt
Organism: Spea bombifrons (plains spadefoot toad)
Lineage: Eukaryota; Metazoa; Chordata; Amphibia; Anura; Pelobatidae
Gene: NTN4
Product: netrin 4
Exons: 10
Coding region: 20-1900 (626 amino acids)
Biological process (GO): cell migration; basement membrane assembly; substrate adhesion-dependent cell spreading
Cellular component (GO): laminin trimer
Molecular function (GO): protein binding
Source: RefSeq, a predicted model, not a curated record